Penicillium taxi is the source of this 1230-nucleotide messenger RNA. RefSeq names its product putative ethanolamine kinase. The transcript has 5 exons. Gene Ontology annotation, biological process: phosphatidylcholine biosynthetic process; phosphatidylethanolamine biosynthetic process. Gene Ontology annotation, cellular component: cytoplasm. The record is from RefSeq and is a predicted model, not a curated record. NCBI's taxonomy places the organism in Eukaryota, Fungi, Ascomycota, Eurotiomycetes, Eurotiales, Aspergillaceae. Gene Ontology annotation, molecular function: ethanolamine kinase activity; choline kinase activity. Bases 1 to 1230 code for a protein of 409 amino acids.
AUGGGUUCUCACUCGGACCUUCGGUACAUCCCCCUCUCAUACAACCCCGCAGACUCUCAAGCCUCUGCUUUGCGACUCAUCUUGACAAUCAACCCUGAUUGGGAUGGCCCUAAUAACAAGAUCGAGUUCGUGCGCUUCACCGACGGCAUCACCAACACGCUACUGAAAAUUAUCAACCGCAAGGCUGGUUUGACAGACGAGGAAAUAGACAAUGAUGCUGUACUGAUGCGCGCGUACGGAAAUGGCACUGAGAUCCUCAUAGACCGAGAAAGAGAAACUACGUCUCACGCCCUUCUUGCCAGUCGCGGCCUUGCGCCUCCUCUUCUCGCACGUUUCAAUAACGGCCUACUGUACCGAUUUAUUCGUGGCAAGCCCUGCAGUCAUCAGGACCUGGUUACACCGCCGAUUUUCCGAGGUGUUGCUCGUCAGUUGGGUCGCUGGCAUGCAGUUCUCCCCGCCAAUGCGACUAGCCCUGCUCCUGCUGAUGAGGCCACUUCUGUAGCCAACUCCAUUACCCUUACCGAAAAACAAGAUCCGGAGUUCACGCUCAUCCAGCCGCGUCGUGAUGGUUCUAUGUGGUCUGUGCUCCAGAAAUGGGUUCUCGCUUUGCCCGCAUCCACCCCAGAGCAGCAAGCUCGACGACUCAGCCUGCAGAAGGAACUUCAAUGGGUUGUGGGACAGCUCGACGAUGGAAAGGGUAUUGGCGAAGACGGCCUUGUUUUCUCACACUGCGACUUGCUUUGCGCCAAUGUUAUUGUCCUACCCAUGAACGACAGCGAGCCUUCCGAAGAGGGUAUCACCGCAGUGAACUUCAUUGACUACGAGUAUGCCGUCCCCGCACCUGCUGCCUUUGACAUUGCCAACCACCUGGCUGAGUGGAUCGGCUACGACUGCGAUUACAACAUGAUCCCCACGCAAUCAGUCCGCCGCGAGUUCCUGACCGAAUAUGUCAAGAGCUAUUGCCAAUACCGCGGUCUAGAUGCUUCCUCCGAAUCCGACAUCGUCAGCAGAUUGUAUGGGGAUGUUGACCGAUUCCGUGGUAUCCCCGGAUUGUACUGGGGUGUUUGGGCUCUUAUCCAAGCACAGAUUUCUCAAAUCGACUUCGACUAUGCCAACUACGCCGAACUCCGCCUGGGCGAGUACUGGGCCUGGAAGCGUGAGGUCGACGGCAGUCGGCAAAAGUCUGGCGAGGAAAUUCCCCUCCGCGAGCAGCGCUGGCAGCUGGCAUAG